GUUCUCACUAGGCAUACAGUUCAAUUGAGUCGAAUCAGUCUAGGUGGAUGGAGCAAAAUGGAUUUCCUAACGAAUUGGUGGUUUGGAGCGCUGGUAAUCGUAACAGUGCUUCUUGUGCGGGAUGCAAUUGACAAAUCUGGGCGCAUAUAUCGGGCCAUAAACAAAUUUGCAGGACCUCCAUGUUUGCCACUCAUUGGGACUCUGUGCGAAAUUCUUUUCAUGAAUCAAGCCACGACUUACCAGUGGGCCCGCAAAUGGCCCAAACGAUACGGAGGAUCGUAUCGAUUCUGGUUCAGUAGCACACUGUACGUACUGAAUGUGGUCAGAGUUCGUGAAGCCGAGCACAUCCUGUCGAGCACCAGAAAUAUCGACAAGAGUCGAUUCUACAAAUUUCUCCAUCCCUUCUUGGGACUAGGUCUGCUAAACAGCAAUGGAUCCAAAUGGAUGCAUCGCCGAAGAAUCCUGACGCCUUCGUUCCACUUCAACAUACUCAAUGGAUUCCACCAUACAUUCGUGGAAGAAUGCGAUCAACUGUUGGCCACGAUCGAUGAACACGUGGACAAAGGAGUUCCGACGGCCUUGCAACCGGUCAUGUCCAAGUUUACGUUGAACACCAUUUGCGAAACAUCGAUGGGCGUUAAGUUAUCUACGGUUUCUGGAGCAGAUGUGUACCGCACGAAGCUCUACGAAAUCGGUGAAGUCUUGGUUCACCGCUUGAUGCGUCCAUGGUUGCUGAACGACUUCCUCUGCCGUUUGACGGGCUAUAAGGCGGCUUUCGAUAAACUUCUGCUUCCCGUUCAUUUGUUUACAACUGGGAUCAUCAACAUGAAAAGGAAGCAAUUUCAGGAGAGCUUGGAACCCUCCGUCGAGUUGACCGAAGAAAAUAUUUACCUUAACCCAAAGAAGCGUUACGCCAUGCUGGAUUCGCUUUUACUCGCUGAACAGAAACAACUCAUCGAUGAAGCAGGCAUUCGGGAAGAAGUAGACACGUUCGCCUUCGAAGGUCACGACACUACGGCCGCCGCUCUGGUUUUCAUAUUCUUCACCUUGGCACGCGAACCAGCUGUUCAAGAUCGAAUCUAUCGUGAAAUACUGCAAGUUUACAGCAAUAAACCUCAGUCAUCCCGAGCUUUCACCCCACAAGACUACUCCGAGAUGAAAUUUCUGGACCGGGCCCUGAAGGAAUGCCUUCGUCUGUGGCCACCGGUGACAUUUAUAUCGCGUAGCAUAUCCGAGGACAUCAUCCUUGACGACGGGAGUCUCAUCCCGGCGGGGUGCGUUGCGAACAUUCACAUAAUGGAUAUGCACCAUGAUCCGGAGCAGUUUCCCGAUCCGGAACGUUUCGACGCGGAUCGGUUCUUGCCAGAGCAGGUUGACCGAAGAAAUCCCUACGCAUAUGUGCCAUUCAGUGCAGGGCCAAGGAACUGUAUUGGACAGAAGUACGCAAUGAUGGAACUGAAGGUGGUGGUGGUGAAUGCUCUUUUGAAGUUCAGGGUACUUCCGGUGACAAAGCUGGAAGACAUUAAUUUUGUAGCGGAUUUGGUUCUGAGGAGCACCAAUCCGAUUGAGGUUAGGUUUGAGAGGAGAUAAUUAGCAGUGACCUGUGAAUAAAUGUUAACUGAAUCCGAACAA
Aedes aegypti (yellow fever mosquito) is the source of this 1632-nucleotide messenger RNA. Its product is annotated as cytochrome P450 4C1. Bases 58 to 1590 code for a protein of 510 amino acids. Lineage: Eukaryota; Metazoa; Arthropoda; Insecta; Diptera; Culicidae. Gene Ontology annotation, molecular function: heme binding; monooxygenase activity; oxidoreductase activity, acting on paired donors, with incorporation or reduction of molecular oxygen. The record is from RefSeq and is a predicted model, not a curated record. The transcript has 4 exons.